This is a messenger RNA of Gymnodraco acuticeps, 2914 nucleotides long. RefSeq names its product aryl hydrocarbon receptor interacting protein-like 1 (gene aipl1). Bases 1 to 945 code for a protein of 314 amino acids. The record is from RefSeq and is a predicted model, not a curated record. The transcript is spliced from 7 exons. Gene Ontology annotation, molecular function: protein binding; peptidyl-prolyl cis-trans isomerase activity. NCBI's taxonomy places the organism in Eukaryota, Metazoa, Chordata, Actinopteri, Perciformes, Bathydraconidae.
AUGGAGACAUGGCAGAAAAGAGAACACCUUUGCAUUAGCGUGUGGAACAAGGAGCCGGUGACUUUCCACUUCCGCACCCAGUUGUGUGAUGAUGAGCGGACAGUGAUAGAUGACAGCAAAGUGGUGGGGACGCCCAUGGAGAUAGUAAUCGGCAAUAUGUUUAAAAUGGACAUCUGGGAAACCCUGUUGUCCUCCUUGAGGAUCGGAGAGGUGGCUGAAUUCUGGUGUGACAUCAUUCACACUGGCAUUUAUCCACUAGUGUCCAAGAGUAUGAGGCGCAUUGCAGAAGGCAAAGACCCAGUGGACUGGCAGAUCCAUACAUGUGGUAUGGCCAACAUGUUCGCCUACCACAGCCUGGGCUACGACGACCUGGAUGAGCUGAUGAAGGAACCAAAACCCCUCUACUUUGUCCUGGAGCUGCUCAAGGUUCAGCAGCCCAGUGAGUACAACAGGGAGACGUGGGCUAUGAACGAUGAGGAGAGGUUGAAGGUGGUGCCUGUGCUUCACGGUCAGGGGAACAAGCUCUACAAACAGGGGAACUACGACGAGGCCACACAAAAGUACAAGGAGGCCAUCAUCUGCAUCAAGAAUGUUCAGACAAAGGAGAAAGCAUGGGAGGUCCCUUGGCUGAAGCUGGAGAAGAUGGCGAACACCAUAACGCUCAACUACUGCCAGUGUCUAAUGCGCACAGAAGAGUACUAUGAGGCCAUCGAGCACACCACCGACAUCAUCAACCAGCACCCAGGUGACAUGAAGGCCUUCUUCCUGCGAGGGAAGGCCCACGCAGAAGUGUGGAACGAGGCAGAGGCUCGGCAGGACUUCAGCCGGGUGCUGGACCUGGACCCAGGCAUGAAGAAGGUCGUCAAGAGAGAGCUGGCCGUGCUUAAUAUGCGCAUGGAGGAAAAGAACCAGGAGGACAAGAACAAGUACAGAGGCAUGUUUUGACCAGGAGAGGCUGCAGCAGAGGUUAGGAGAAUCACAAAAGUGAUGGCUAAAGAAGAGGAAUCCCCAAGAUUGAUUGUACCUUUAACAACCACAUCUGCUUCACUGCAGUGACUUUCACAAGGUCUGGGAGACACUCAGAUGGAAUAUAUAAGGAUGAUAUAUGAGCUGCUUCCUUUCUGCCCGUCUUUCUUGGUCAUCAAAACUAUUAAAUCAAACUUUUAAAUGGAGGACUUCGUCUUUGCACACUUGUAAUCUUACCUAAAUUGGUUACAUUUCAAGGACAUGUUUGACUGCUUGAUAUGGUUGUUUGUAUUCAAUGAUCUCCCAUAUUUAGCAAGGCAUUGAGAGGUACCAAAACACAAAAGAUGUAUUUAACGGUUAAGUAAAAAGCGGUAUUUAGUGGUUAAGUAAAAAGCAGCAUUGAGAGGUACCAAAACACAAAAUGUAUUUAGUGGUUAAGUAAAAAGCAGUCUUUAUCUAACGCUCAGAAAGUGAGCGCAUAAGUGUAUUUCCCAAAAUGUCCAAAUCUUCCUUUGCUUCUGUUCUGAUUUGUUAUAUUGUUUUGGAUUUGUUCCCGAUCAUGUAUACAAAAAGCAUUAUUGAAUGCUAAUAAAUUGUACUAGUUGGAUUUCAAUGUUUAAAUGUGCUCAUGGCAUCACCAAAAGUCAAGUCACACUUUGCCACUAUUUUACCUAAAACAUAUACAAUUCCAAAGUAGUUAUUCCUCAAGUGUUAUCUUUAGUGACUUGUCAAGUAACUACUCAGUCUUGUGAGCUCAUUGGCCUUCCACAAGGUGGUGCUCUGACCAUGAUUAUUUGUAUGGUUCACUAUUGGAGAGAUAAUCCUGAGCCUUUACGCAGUUCCAUGAACAGUCUGGGGGCUCGUAAAAAAAAACAAUCUGGGUUGCAUCGCUUGUCUCCUUCUUUUCUCUUCCUCUGUACAUUUUCAAGAGAGAAAAAGGAAACACAGAGUGUGAUGCAAAAGGACAUGACGAAUACAUCUGGGAAAUAUACUAAAAAAAAACUUUUAAUGCACUUUUGUUUUUGCACUGACAUAAAAUAUAGUAUUCGAUCAAUAGUAUGACAUUGCACAGAGAGCUCAGUUUCAUUCAGGGAAUCCCCACUCAUCACGAUCUGCACUGUUCCCCCCCACUCAUCAUGACCACGUGUCACUCACAGCACAUCGUAGCAGUCACUCAGGGAAAUGAGGCGGACUCUAAUGCACUAGUCUAAUGAUGAAGAAAAUCAAUAGGAGCAGAUCAAAGAGAAAAAAACACACGAAUGAUCAUGAUUAAACAUUCAAGCUAUAGCAUCCAUCCCUUUACAAGCACCUUGCUAAUGCAGUUCCUGCUGCUGAGUCGUGCCUAAUCUUAGGAAGGUAAACAAGGAGACUAAAACUGUGGUUAGAUACAGCACUCAUUAGAGACCGUAGGCAAUUUAUCUCUGCUCUGAUCCAGUAAAACCUUUUCUUUAUCUUCACACUUUAAUACCAUCAAUGCUAUUUAGAAAACGGACUUAGAUUAAGUAGAUUUAUGUGAUGGGGCUGUGUCGUUGGAAACCCUGCCCUGGACUAAAACACAGGCCUACAAUCAAUUCUGCAUAGCAGCACAAUCCGCAGUUGGCUUUCCUCCAUAAACCACUGGUGCUGAUGUUGAGAAGAGGGAAAGAAAGGGAGGAGGCAGGAGGAGGAAGAGGAGGGGGCUCUGUGCCCCUGCUCCAACAGGAGUUGCCUCAAGUUAGCCAGAGAAAGAAAAUGUCAUACAGGAAGUAAGGCAAUCGUCUAUUCAAAAUAAAAUAUGUAAUGUUAGGAUUUGGAAAGGAAAGUAAUAAAUAAUUGUCUUUAUUGUAUGUUUCUUGGCUCCUUGUUUAGGUCUUACUCCUUGAUGAAUGCAUACUUUAUAUAGACCCUAAUUACUUCAUGUACUGCAUUUGAUUGAAAGACAAAUUAAUAAACUCUUUCCUGCAUUGUU